Sporothrix brasiliensis 5110 is the source of this 519-nucleotide messenger RNA. RefSeq lists its product as uncharacterized. The record is from RefSeq and is a predicted model, not a curated record. The coding region runs from base 1 to 519 and encodes 172 amino acids. NCBI's taxonomy places the organism in Eukaryota, Fungi, Ascomycota, Sordariomycetes, Ophiostomatales, Ophiostomataceae. The transcript has 2 exons.
AUGUCUUCGUUCCCCAAGCUGAUCCCGGCUUUUACGGCUAGAAUCCCCAUCCGCGCUGCCGACGCCGUCGGCUCCAGCAAGGGCGGCCUCAACCUCGUCCGCUUCGUCUCCGUUGACGAGGGCCACGGCGGCUCCCUCGUGUCCGAGCCGGGCUACCCCGUCGCGGUGGACGCCCAGUUCGUCCACGGCGCCGACUACAUCCGCCCCGAGGACGACGGCAAGCGCCUGCGCCUCAACGUCAAUUCUGUCUUGAAGCAGAAGGGCAGCGACGACGCCUUGCUCAACUACACCUACACAGGCCUCAUUGAGAUCACCGACGAGAUCGCCAAGGUGCUGUCGGGCGCGCCGGGCGCGGCGUCGACGCCCCAGGGCCAGGUGUUCACGCAGGUCAACUUUGAGUCGGGCCACCCGUCGCUCAAGGUGCUGGGGACCAAGCUGUACGUGGCGGCCGGCCGCUUCAUUGUCGAGGCCGGCCAGCCUGUGAUUGUCGAGUACAAGAUCAGCGAGGUGUCCGUGUAA